Messenger RNA from Trichogramma pretiosum, 3954 nucleotides. Its product is annotated as pyrokinin-1 receptor-like. The record is from RefSeq and is a predicted model, not a curated record. Gene Ontology annotation, cellular component: plasma membrane. The transcript is spliced from 5 exons. NCBI's taxonomy places the organism in Eukaryota, Metazoa, Arthropoda, Insecta, Hymenoptera, Trichogrammatidae. Gene Ontology annotation, molecular function: neuromedin U receptor activity. Bases 703 to 2664 code for a protein of 653 amino acids. Gene Ontology annotation, biological process: neuropeptide signaling pathway.
GUGAGAGCAUCGCGAGACUUCGAUGAUAUACAUAUAUGCGCGCGCGACGCGAUUAAUUCACGCUCGCAACGCCGAUUGAUUAUCGAACGCUCGCGAGCGCGCCGCGCCAAAGCCCAAUUUAAAUUCGGCCGAGCUCUUGUACAAUUGCUCGACUAUAUAGUGUAUCGUGUGGCCAGUGCAAUUGUGUGUGGAUGUGUGCCCCUCUCUCUGAGCGGUGAGUGCGUAUACGCUAGAGUUCCUUUUGUUUUGCAACAGUAGCAGCAGCAGCGCAGCAAGUGCGCGGCAUUAUACCGCGCGUUCACACGAGUAGAAAGCUCGAUAAAAACACGCGCGGGGCUCUCUCAAAAGCUCGAUCAUGCGCGAAUGAAAAAGUUCCGCGUGUGCGUGGCAAACUUUGAUGAAUAAUUAUCAUCCUUCGUUGUUAAACGAUGCGAAGACGAGGAGGCAUCGUCAGCGUUGAACGUCAGCGAGAAUCGAUGAUCAUCGUCGUAGCAGCCGCCACCGCUGCCUUCGAGGAGUUCGAGCCGCCGAUUCGAUCUUCGUCAUGGACGCAGCACCACCGCUGUCCUCUUCAUUAUCGUCGUUGAUCGGUCAGCAGCUGUGCUCACAGUUUCCGCGGAAUUACUGAAAUAAUCCGCAAGCACGACAAAGUACAAAGUCGACGAAAACGACGAAGACGGUUGGAAGAAAAUUUCAGUCACCAUGGAAAACCUCUACGACAUUUACAACGUGACGAGCUCGAAAUUAUUGCCGAAUGCGACGACGACUCUGUCGGCGACGAGGCACGAGGACGAAUUGAAAGAUCACUUAAUAGCAGUGCGCGAUCCCCUGUUCAUCGUUAUACCAAUAAGCAUAAUAUACGCGUCGAUAUUCAUAACGGGUACUAUUGGCAAUAUCAGCACUUGCAUUGUCAUCGCGCGCAACAAGUCCAUGCACACCGCCACGAAUUAUUAUCUAUUCAGCCUGGCCAUAUCGGACCUGUUGCUGUUGUUCUGCGGACUGCCAGUCGAGAUCUACGUCGUCUGGUUCAAGUAUCCCUACGUCUUCGGCGAGGCGUUCUGCGUGCUCAGGGGUGUGGCCGCCGAGACGUCGACCAAUGCCUCGGUCCUCACCAUCACGGCCUUCACCGCCGAGCGCUACGUCGCGAUAUGUCACCCCUUUCUCUCGCACACCAUGUCCAAAUUGUCCAGAGCCAUCAAGCUCAUACUGGUCAUUUGGCUGAUCGCUCUGGCAUUCGCCGUGCCGUUGGCUUUGCCUUUCGGCCUAGUUCAGUACUCGCCCAGACCCGAGGACGUUCUCUGUCAGUUCAAAGGCGAAAUUUUCAAACACUCCUUCGAACUGUCGACCCUGUUGUUUUUCAUAGUGCCGAUGACGCUUAUUAUGGUGCUUUACGUUUUGAUCGGAUUGAAAUUGAAGAAAUCCACGAUAUUGACAAAGGUCAACAGACAUCAACAGCAGCAUCAUCACAAGAGAAGCGACGUUACGGGCAAAAAGACAAGUCGCUCCAGAGUGGAUAGAAACUGCCGUCACAGCAGAUCAACGAGACGAGUAUUGAAGAUGCUCGUUGCAGUCGUUGUGGCUUUUUUUAUUUGCUGGGCUCCUUUUCACAUGCAGAGACUGAUAGCCACUUAUGGGAAGAAAGAACACUUCGAGGACUACUCGAAAGAGAGCAGCAUUAAGAUUCAGAUGCUUUAUGCAAUUUUCACAUACGUUUCCGGUGUUUUUUACUACAUCUCGACGACAAUCAAUCCUAUUUUAUACAACAUUAUGUCGCACAAGUUCAGAGAAGCCUUCAUGGAAACUUUGGCCAAAAGUUGCAGAAUGACGGGUUUCAUCAAGCCUCGUGAGCGACGCUCUUAUUCGUCAUUGUCACGCUCGCAACAGCGCAUUCCGACUUCUGGUCCAUCAAAAACUACACACGAGAGUGGCGUUACCGGCUUGGGACAUGCGAGGACAUCCGAGAGCACGGACUGUUCUGGCAACUCUUCGCGAGACGGCGGCCAGGACGUUGGCAGCGAUUACUUCGCCGCCACGUGUGACACGCCCGCGACGCAACCGUUGACGAUUCAAGUGGGCGCACCUCCGGUCUCCACCGAAGCAGCAGCCAACAACAACAAGUUUCCAGUCAAUAGUUCCUACGACUCGAAAUCGACCAGCAACGAAGCGACUAACCUUCCAAUGACCUCAUUCGGGCCGAUUGGUGGAGUCGAGCAGAAUCAGCAACAGCAACAGCAGCGACGGCAGCAGCUCGAUUUUGCUCGUUUUGACACUUCCACAUCGGCGGAUUUGAUGCUCUCCAUGCCGAAUGCCGAUGACAAGGUUAUCGCAGCCGCCCAGCAGCAACAGCAAGGCUUCUCACCUACGAGGUUACAUCGGUCCAUCAACAACGCGAUCAACGGUAAAAACAACGGCCACGGCUCGAAAAAGUGGUGGCGGCUCCUUGACUGGCUGCCCGGCAUCAAGAGUCUCCGAAAUAGCCGGACUCUGGGACUGGCGUCGAACGGCGCGACGGCGACUCUGUCCUCACAGGAAAACAGCGUCAUCCUCGAUCCGAAUCAACGAUCCGUGAUCGUUAAGCAGCAUCAGGACAGCGCCGAGUACUUCGUGCCUUUGCACACCUUCAAGUCGUCGAACAACAAGGACAGCACCUGCAAACCCGUAUGAUACGAGUCGCAGGGGGUGCAGCACGCAUCGACGGCGUCUUGCUCCUUAAUUUUUCACGAGACAAACUUUACGUGAAAAGACUAAACUGUUUUACUUGUGUCGCGUCUGUUUCACCAUGAUGACUCUAAAGGUCGACUAUCUCGAGUGUCAUUAACUCGAUGUUGGCCGAGUGCAAAUAAAUGGGUACACGGAUAACGCGUGAUCAAGUGUAAUCGAAAAAAUCAAUAAAUUACGAACGUAUUUGAUUGGUAAUCAAAUAUUACACGCAUCUCUAGAAGGACCCGACGAAUAGUGAAACUCGUUCAUAUUCCUUUCUAACUCUUUCCCAAUUUCAUUGGGUUCUGGCAUAAUUGCAAAACAAUGGUUGUGUAUACUAUCAAACCAGCUAUCAUCGUGGAUUAUCGAGUACGUGAUGCAAAAAUUCAGAGCGACGUUCAACUUGAAAUUAUCGGAAGGGUCGCGCAUAAAGUAAUAUUUUUUUCACAAAAAGGGGUAUUCAAUAAAUAUCAAAUAUCGUGACAAUAAGACUUCAACACCUUUAAAAAAGAAAAAUUGUAUAUUUAAAGUAUCGAAAAAUGUUGCAGAUAAAGGGUUCUUCUCACCUUGAUUUGCCUUGAUAAAUAUAGUCAAUAUGCAACUAUUUGAAGUUAAUUGUACAAGUAAAUUUGUGUAACAUUUUUUGUAUAUUAAAAUUUUUGAACGAAUGUAUUAUUGUUUUAAAAAAUAGAAAUACAUAUUGUACAAGUACGUACCAGUUGCUGUUUCGAUCGAGUUAGUCUUUUAAAUCGAUCUUAUAUCUAUAACUAUAUAUUACAUAUAAAAUAUAAUCCAUUGUAUACUUACUUGUUUUGUUUUGAAAAGAUUAUUAUGAUCUUAUAAGAAAUCGAUGCGAUGAGCAUAAUUGUAAUACUUUAUUAUGAAAAUUUCUUUAAAGACGAACAAUAUAUAAAUGUAUUAAUAUUUCAUAAAAUAUUAAUAAUAAUGUAAUAAUAAGUUUGUACGUAAGGAUCUAUGAUGUGAUUUUUCAGAAUAUAUUAAAACAUGUUUACAUGGACUUUCAAGGAGAAAAAAUGUUAUUCAAUCGUUCUAAUUUGCGUAAAAAUUGUUCUAAAUAUAAAAUACGUUGUAACUGAUUUUCAGUCUGUGAUAUAAUCAAUCCUAUGCAAGUAUGCGUAAUUAAAUGAAGUACAUAGAAAUCAAUUAUUCAAGUUGAUGUCGUAAAAUUUAUAUAUGUUAUUACAUGUAAAUAUAUACGUAAUUACGAAUAAAUUUUGUGAAUGUAAAACAUAA